GAGCACCCGCCGCCGCCGCCGCCCCCCGGCAGCCCCCCGGCAGGAUGACGGUCACGCUGCGCUUGGAGGAAGGGCUGAAGGACUCGCCCCGCUUCAGGGCCGCUGUUGAGACCGUGGAACUAGAAGUGUCGAUUUUGGAGACCCAGUUGGAAAAGUUGUUGAAACUGGGGAGCACCAUGCUGGAAUCCGGGCGCCAGUUCUGCAGCCACAGCAAGAGUUUUGCCCUGGGCAUUCAGGAGCUAUCCCAGAAUUCCUCGGGGGACACCUUGAUGGUCGAGUGCCUGGAAAAAUUUUCCCAGAGUUUGAGCAAAAUGAUGGAACAGCAAGAAGAACUCCUGGAGACUGCACAGCAAUCUCUCAAGCAGCAGCUGCAAACUCUGGUGAAGGAGGACAUUAAGCAGUUCAAAGAGACCCGGAAGGAAUUCGAGAGGGGCAGUGAAUGCCUUGGCAGCGCCUUGCACCACAACGCUGAGGUGCCCCGUCGGCGCCAACACGACGCAGAGGACGCCAUGGUCGCCCUCAAAGCGGCCCGUACCACCUUCCGUAACCGAGCCCUGGACUACGUGCUGCAGAUCAACGUGAUUCAAUCCAAGAAGAAAUUUGAGAUCCUCAAAUUCGUCUUGUCCUUCAUGGAGGCCCAAUCUGUGUUCCUGGAGCAGGGAUUUCAAAGCUCCAAACAGCUAGAAGAAUAUCGCAAAGGCCUGGAUGCUCAGCUGCACGAGUUGGUCCUGGAAUCGGCCCGAGAGAAGAGAGACAUGGAACAGAGACACGCCGUCAUAAAACAGAAGGAUUUGACCCAAGACGAUGAUGUCCCUGAAAUCCAGGCUGAACCUGGCGCGGUGGUGACGGAAGGAUACCUGUACAAACGGGCCAGCAACGCCUUCAAGACCUGGAGCAGGCGCUGGUUCUCCAUCCAGAACAACCAGCUGGUCUAUCAGAAGAAAGCCAAGGACGUGGUGACGGUGGUGGUGGAAGACCUCCGUCUGUGCACCGUCAAGCGAUGCCCGGAUCACGAGCGCCGCUUCUGUUUCGAGGUGGUCUCCCCCUCCAAGACAUGCCUCCUGCAGGCCGAUUCGGAGCGCCACCUACAGGCCUGGAUGUGCGCCGUCCAGAGUAGCAUCGCCUCGGCGUACAAUGAGGAUCACCCAGAAUCCUCUGGGCAGCAUCUGGAGCGGAGCGCCUCCCUCACGGCGGCCACCCUGCAGUCCCCUUCCAGCCGCAAACUCCGGGGCGGGGUGGACAAGCACGUGGUGGACCGGGUGCAGCGGCUGGAGGGCAACGCCCAGUGUUGCGACUGCCGGGAGGCGGCCCCGGAGUGGGCCAGCAUCAACCUGGGCAUCACCCUCUGCAUCGAGUGCUCCGGCAUACACAGGAGUCUGGGGGUGCAUUUCUCCAAAGUGAGGUCCCUCACGCUGGACGCCUGGGAGCCGGAGCUGGUGAAGCUGAUGACCGUCUUGGGGAACCAAGUGAUUAACCAGAUCUAUGAGGCCAGGGUGGAGGAAAUGAACAUGAAACGCCCCCAACCAGGAAGUCCCAGAUCGGAGAAAGAAGCCUGGAUCCGGGCCAAAUACGUGGAAAAGAAAUUUAUCACCAAGUUCCCCAACGCUGGGAUGCCCCCGAGCCGCAGCAAUGAGCCCCCCGAGCAGCGGAGAUCCCCACGGCCGUUUCCCAAGCCCAAGCCGCCCGGCCAGAUCCGCCGGGGUGCAGGGCUCCGUGCGGGGGUCUCCCCAAGCCGUGCUCCGCCACCCUCCGAGGAUCUCCGCCAUUUGCACCCCGGGGCCCUGCUGUACCGCGCAGCCUCAGCGCCUCCCAGUUUGCCCACCAUGUCAGACGCUCUGGCUCACGGGGCCGACGUUAACUGGGUGAACACGGCCCAGGAAAGCCGGACUCCGCUGCUCCAGGCUGUGGCCGCCAAUUCGCUGCUGGCGUGUGAAUUUUUGCUUCAAAACGGGGCCAACGUUAACCAGAGCGACAGCAAAGGACAAGGACCUCUGCACUAUGCCACUAUCCUGGGCCACACCGGGCUGGCCUGCCUUUUUCUCAAACGCGGCGCUAACAUGAAUGCAGUCGACGGGGAAGGCAAAGACCCCCUGGGCAUCGCCAUCGAUUCGGCCAACGCAGACAUUGUAACCCUGUUACGACUGGCCAAGAUGCGGGAGGCUGAGCUGGCCUUGGGCCAGUCGGGUGAUGAAACCUACCUGGACAUUUUCCAAGAUUUCUCCUUCAUGGCGUCCAACGAUCCGGAAAAGCUGGCCAGGAAAGCCUACGAUCUCAAACUCACCACCUUGUGAAGCUGGGGAGAUCGAAACCCACCUGGAACGUGGUUUUUUUCCUUCGGCCAGGAUUCACGGAGUGGCGGGACUCUCCAAAAAUUAAAUUCAUUUUACUCAGGUUGCCCAAGGGCGUGUCGGGGGGUGGGGGUGGUGGUUUUGAGCACACUUCCUCCAAAUGUUCUUCCCACCCCGGUUGGAUUUGGGGUGAAUUUUUGGC
Molecule: messenger RNA, 2490 nt
Organism: Pseudonaja textilis
Lineage: Eukaryota; Metazoa; Chordata; Lepidosauria; Squamata; Elapidae
Gene: ACAP1
Product: ArfGAP with coiled-coil, ankyrin repeat and PH domains 1
Cellular component (GO): cytoplasm
Molecular function (GO): protein binding; GTPase activator activity
Source: RefSeq, a predicted model, not a curated record